CGGGGACCGGGACUGGAAGACGCGCCCCAGCAGCCGGCUGGUCCGGCGGCUGGACCAGGGCGGGGGGCGCGGGGACGGGGAGACGAACACCCAACUGAUCCUGCCGGGGCAGGAGGGGCGAGGAGCAGGGUCGUCUUUACAGUUCGGAGAGGGAUGAGGACAAAGUGAGGUUUGGAGGAAACGGGAUCUUAGGAAGUGGCCGGAAGUGGUGGGAAGCUGGUAACAGGCGUUGGUACAAGGAACCGAAAGGAUCAGGGAGAAAGAAGGGAGGUCUGUGUAAGUGACUGAAAGGAUCGGGGGACAAGAAAGAAGGUCGUUGUAAGUGAAGGAAAGGUGAGCUGUGGGUAGAUCAAAGGGCUAAGAGAAGACAGUCGGUGGAAGUGGAUAGAGGAUCGAGGACGACCGUGGAAGUGGCUGGGGUCCGGGGCCGGAACAGUGCCAGACGGGGCCGGAAGGCAGCGGAGCAGAGGGCAAACCUGAGAGUGUUUGGAAAUUGGAAGACUUGGUGGCGAACGAGGGUCAGGACUCAGAUCCUGCCUCGGAAAGUGGGCGACGUUUCCGGGAUGUGGGAUCGGAGGCUGGUGCGGUUGGCCGUGUUGCAGCAGCUUCGGGCUGCCUAUGGCAUUAAGGUCAAGGGUGGCAGAGGGCAGUGCGAUCGCAGGAGACAUGAAACAGCAGCCACGGAAAUAGUGGGUAAAAUAUUUGGAGUACCUUUUAAUGCAUUGCCCCAUUCUCUUGUACCAGAAUAUGGACAUAUUCCAAGUUUUAUUGUUGAUGCUUGCACAUCUUUAGAAGAGCAUAUUCACACGGAAGGACUUUUCAGGAAAUCAGGAUCUGUUAUUCGUCUAAAAGCACUAAAGAAUAAACUGGAUCACGGAGAAAGCUGCCUGUCUUCUGCACCUCCCUGUGACAUUGCGGGACUUCUUAAGCAGUUUUUUAGGGAAUUGCCAGAGCCCAUUCUCCCAGUUGAUUUGCAUGAGGCGCUUUUCAAAGCUCAACAAUUAGGAACAGAGGAGAAGAACAAAGCUACAUUGUUGCUCUCCUGUCUUAUGGCUGACCACACAAUUGAUAUAUUAAGAUACUUCUUUAACUUUCUCAGGAAUGUUUCUCUUAGGUCCAGUGAGAAUAAGAUGGAUAGCAGCAAUCUUGCUGUAAUAUUUGCACCAAACCUUCUUCAGACAAGUGAAGGACAUGAAAAGAUGUCUGCUAACACAGAGAAAAAGCUACGAUUACAGGCUGCGGUAGUGCAGACUCUUAUUGAUUAUGCAUCAGAUAUUGGGCAAGUUCCAGAUUUUAUCCUGGAAAAGAUACCAGCUAUGUUGGGCAUUGAUGGUUUCUGUGCUACUCCAUCACUAGAAGGCUUCAUUGAAGACGGUGAAUGUGAAACUCCUGGUGACUGUAAGAGAAAGCGAAGACAAAGUGUAGGAGAUUUUGUUAGUGGAGCAUUAAAUAAACUUAAAUCUAACAGAACACCCUCUAUUACACCUCAACAGGAAAGAAUUGCCCAGCUGUCUGUAUCACCAGUGAUUCUUACGCCAAAUGCUAAGCGUAAACUGCCAGUAGAUUCUUCUCAAGGUUUCUCAAGUAAGAAAAGGAAGGCCAUCAAGCACAAUUUUAACUUUGAGUUGUUGCCAAGUAACCUCUUCGGUAGCAGUUCUACACCAGUAUCAGUUCACUGUGAUACAAGCCCAGAAGGGUCAUCUCAGAGCUCACUCUCUCCUGUAGCCGUCAGUGGAAACCAUUUGAUCAGUACAGAUGUGCUGAGGCGAAGUAAAAGGAUUGCAAGCAAAAAGGUUUGCAGGGUGGAAUCAGGAAAAGCAGGUUGCUUCUCUCCUAAAAUCAGUCGUAAAGAAAAGGUUCGAAGAUCUCUUCGCUUGAAAUUUAGUCUGGGGAAAAGUAGCAAAGAUGUAAAUGGGUGUUCUGGUGUCAAUAGAUGUGAAAAUGUUGGUCGACGACUUGCAAAUCAACAAAAUUUAAAAAAUAGGAUUGAAUCUGUAAAAACAGGUCUGCUUUUUAGCCCAGAUAUUGAUGAAAGAUUAACAAAGAAAGGUUCAAAAAAGAUCAGUAAGUCUGAGGAAAACUUAUUAACUCCAGAGCGACUAGAUAGAACAAGUUACCGGAUGUCUUGGACAGGACCUAGUAAUUCAAGUUUUCAAGAAAUAGAGGCAAAUGAAGCUUCUCCAAUAGAAGGAAAUCUUGAGGUGGAAAACUCUUCUUUGGAGUCUGACAGUACGGUUGAAAAGUCACCUGUUAGUUCAUAUGAACUCACCCCUUCUAAUGUACACAGUAACCAAAAUAGCAACACAACUGGAAGUUCUCUUAGUGGGGAUGAAAAUAACUUGACCACAGAGACCUUGGUGAAAAUUCAGAAAGCAUUUUCUGAAUCGGGAGGUAAUCUUCAUUCAUUGAUAAAUCACAGGCAGUCAUCAAUAACUAAUGUGGGGAAAGUAAAAUUAAAUGAAACGUCUUCUAUGGAAUAUAGCCCAGAGAAAAACCUACUUGAAACUAAUGAUUUGACUGUGAUAGAAUCAAAUGAACACUACACUAGUAAAGAUGAAAAUAGUUUUUCAGAAAGAGACUUCUCAUCACAUCCAACUCAAAAAUUGGAUAAAGAAGCAACUAUGAAAUGUUACUCAACUCAGAUGAAGAUGGAACAUGAAAAAAGCAUUCAUUCAAAUAUACCAAAAGAUCAUUUAAGCAAAGAAGAAUUGCCCAGUAAUGAAGAAAUAAAGAAACAACAGUCCCCAAGGGAUAAACGAAAUACUGAAUUAAAGGCGAACGAGGAUCUGAUUGAAGAGAACUUACAGACAUGCACAGCUUAUAGGGAGGACACGGCUAACGCCUCUUCCUCCGAGCAGAGUACAUGCAACAUAACAAACUUGUCAAAACCUAGAGUUGUGAGAAUUGUUAAACAGCAAUCACUCGUGGAAACACGUGAUAAAAUGGUUUCUGAAAGUUUACAAAUGACAGAGCAGGGGAAGGUUUCAGACCACAUACAGUGGUUUAACAAGCUUUCUUUACAUGAACCGAAUAAGACAAAAGUAAAGUCACCUCUUAAGUUUCAGCGAACGCCUGUCCGUCAGUCUGUCAGAAGAAUUAAUUCUUUGCUGGAGUAUGGCAGACAACCUGUAAGGCAUAAACUGGCAAGUGUCGGUGACGCCACUUCUCCUCUGGUUAAAUCAGUGAGCUGUGACAGCGCUCUUUCCUCUUGUGUAGAAAGUACAAAGUCAAAAGAUUCCUCUAUUUCAUGUCCCAAAUCAGGUCCUCAAGAACAGAAGUCGGCAUCGUGCAAACAGUCAAAUGCUGAUGCAGUCUCAAAAUCAAGCUUGGAGUUAACUUCUAAAUCUUUCUCACAGAUGAAGAGGCUCCCGGACUCCGUGAAUGCUUCUCUUGGGUCUACCAGAGUUUGUCAACAGGAAGUGAAAUCGGAUGGCCAAAUUAAGGUUCCCUUGGAUGAUCUGACAAAUCAUAAUAUAUUAAAAUCUGUCAUAAAUAAUAAUAUGGGCUUUUCUGGGAUAAAUAACAGGAUCCUUAGGAAACCUUCAGAAAGAGAAAGAAUCUGGUAUAAAGGGUCUCCAAAAAAUCCUAUUGGAAAAGCUCAACUAUUGCCAACAAGUAAACCUGUGGACUUGUAAUUGCUAGGAGUUGUCGUUAAUGUAAAUAAAAUUAGCAAUUGGUGACAUGACUUGCAAGGUAAUCCACAUGUCAGUCUGUAGCUCAGGAUUAUUGCUGUGCGUAUCUAUCCAAGCAACUUGGAUUCUUAUGCUUACAUAAAUGACUUUGUUCUUCUUAAUUAUGGCAAUACUUAAACUUUUUAAUUUUAUUUUGAUCUCUUAAAGCAGAGUUUACGCUUUUUUAAAGAAAUUGUUGACUGAGUUUAUAAGAAAUUAAUUUUGAGGGGGAGGUAGUGGGAGA
Molecule: messenger RNA, 3915 nt
Organism: Equus quagga
Lineage: Eukaryota; Metazoa; Chordata; Mammalia; Perissodactyla; Equidae
Product: rho GTPase-activating protein 11A-like
Exons: 12
Coding region: 564-3635 (1023 amino acids)
Biological process (GO): neuropeptide signaling pathway
Cellular component (GO): secretory granule
Source: RefSeq, a predicted model, not a curated record